Messenger RNA from Penicillium argentinense, 891 nucleotides. RefSeq names its product bZIP transcription factor. The record is from RefSeq and is a predicted model, not a curated record. The coding region runs from base 1 to 891 and encodes 296 amino acids. NCBI's taxonomy places the organism in Eukaryota, Fungi, Ascomycota, Eurotiomycetes, Eurotiales, Aspergillaceae. The transcript has 4 exons. Gene Ontology annotation, molecular function: DNA-binding transcription activator activity, RNA polymerase II-specific; transcription cis-regulatory region binding. Gene Ontology annotation, cellular component: RNA polymerase II transcription regulator complex.
AUGGCACCGUCGAAAGAUGCUACGAGGCGAAAUGAUGGUGGGGCAUCAAGUCCGGAAGACCCAUCAUCGACAACCAGGUCCACAAAUUACGAUCGUCGACGAGAGCAAGUGCGAAAAGCACAGAAGAAACACCGUGAACAGAAAGACCUUCGUCUGCGGAAACUCGAAGACGAGCUACACCGUCUUUACAGUCUGACCACGCUAGCAGACGAGCUCUCGGAUUUACGAUUUGAAAAUGACGUCCUGCGCGACAUUAUUGCGCGACAUUCAAUUCAAGUACCACUGGAAUACGCAACGCAACCUCCCCGUCUGGCGGAAGUGACUAUUUUCGGCGAUCACCGUUCCCACCAAGAUAUAUCUGUCAAAUUACCGAAGAACGACGUGCCCCACCCACGCCAAACUCAGCCCCCAUCAACAGCUUUGGAAUCAAUUCAACAAAAAUCAAGACCCGACGGCAGCGUCUCGCUGGCCCCUUCUCAAACCUACACCAGCUUCGCCCAACUAGGCGUAGACUUCGUCCUUUCUCUGGAACGUCCUUGCUUAUUCCACACCAGACCAUCAGACCCCGAACUACCAUCCGGACACGCCAUGUCAAUGCAGGGAAUCCUACUGGCAGGGGCGCCACUUGAACUGCAGGAUCAAACUUCAUGGGAGGUGCCCACCGAACAACUCGAUCGGUUAUUCGAGCUGUCUGGAUGUCUGGAUCUGGAUGGAUAUAUUACGCCAGUCCAGGCUUGGAACAGGAUAACAAGUCGCAUCCAACUGACCAACUUGGAUCUACGGAAUCUGGAAAGGUUAAGGUCUGCUAUGAUUCCGCAUAUUAAGUGUUAUGGGUUUGGUGCUUUGAUAGAGGAUGGUAUAUUUGAAGACCUGUAUAGCGAAUUAUUCUGA